AUGACGAGCGGUCUACAUGCCUAUCGAUCUUCCAGAUUGCCAGGAAAGCAGCUUGUACUUGGACUGUGGCAAAACACAGCGAUUCCGUCGUCUCUCUGGACCAUGGCAUCUUACCUCACCAUUGGUGCCAUAGCAAUCACCACGGUUUCGUUUCUAUUCUGUUUUUUCCUGUUUGUCAGCUUGUUUGAUGAUUUUCUACGGGUCACAGCCCCUAGUCGGAUGUGGGGUCUUGUCAAGAAUAAUCGGUGGAUCCAUUUGGAAUAUACUUCAAUAGCAGACAUUAUCAAGCAACAACUGGCUAACCUCGCAGAGUGGGAAAAGCGGAAACGAGCUUCGUGGUAUCCAGAGCAUCAACAAGAACUCGAUCGGUUUCACGACUUUAUAAUCAGUAUCACUAGCUAUCUUGGCUGUGACUUUGCAAAGCAGAAGGAUCAGUAA
This is a messenger RNA of Radiomyces spectabilis, 438 nucleotides long. RefSeq lists its product as uncharacterized. The transcript has a single exon. Lineage: Eukaryota; Fungi; Mucoromycota; Mucoromycetes; Mucorales; Radiomycetaceae. The record is from RefSeq and is a predicted model, not a curated record. The coding region runs from base 1 to 438 and encodes 145 amino acids.